Molecule: messenger RNA, 1251 nt
Organism: Schistosoma rodhaini
Lineage: Eukaryota; Metazoa; Platyhelminthes; Trematoda; Strigeidida; Schistosomatidae
Source: the annotation of a GenBank genome assembly
AUGAUUUCUGCUUUCAAAAAACUUCCGAAGAUACGGUCUUCAGCCUUAUCGUUAGUUCGACGGUCAUGCACUUCUUUAUCCUAUUCAAACGCCAAUUCCUCUGUUCCUCUCAUAGAAUUGAGGAAUCGCCGUGAAAUCUUUGUUAACAAAGUGAAUAUUUGCACUAAACAGAUGGUAAAUAAGCCUUCAUAUCAUAUAGUGGUAAUACCAGCUUCAGAAAUACAGUAUAUGGCAUACCAUGUCCCAUAUCCUUUUCACCAAGAUCCCAACUUCUUCUACUUCACAGGGUUGAAUGAACCAAAUGGAAUUUUGUUAUUUUGCACAGAUAAAACAAAAGAACGUGACGAUCAAAGUGACCUUAACUGGUCGACCCAUCUUUUCGUGGAGACUCGGAACAAACAUGCUGAGAUCUGGAAUGGUCCAUCCUUGACGUUAUCAGAAGCUUCUUUGGCAACCGGGGUUGAUAAUUCCCAUCCUUUGAGUGAAUUUAGUAAAUUUUUGGACCAUCAAGCUUUAUAUACACAAUCCAUAUGUGUUUGGUAUAGUCCAUUGUCAUCCAAAAAUUUUGUUGAGCGCCCCUUAAAUAAGUUCGUUUUGAAAAAGAUUUUAGAAUUCUCCCGGCAAAUUAACGACAAAAGAAUUAGUUUUGAAAAUCCAGACUACUUAAUCGACAGCAUUCGCCUUAUAAAAUCAAACUAUGAAAUCAAACAACUUAAAACUUCGGUUAUUGCAGCAGUUGAGUCUCUUAAGUCGGCUAUGCAAAUUACACAAGCAGGAAUAACUGAAACUGCUUUACAAAGUUACAUAGAAUACCAAAUGCGCAGCCGAGGCUGUACUGUUGGGUAUCCACCUGUUGUCGCUGGUGGGGACAGAACAAACAUCAUUCAUUAUAUGAAGAACAAUAUGAGAAUAGACAAUGGGGAAUUGGUUCUGGUGGAUGCUGGGUGUCGCUUUAACGGAUAUACUUCCGAUAUUACCCGAACUUGGCCAGUUAACGGAAACUUUUCGGCACCCCAAAAAGUUAUACAUGAAAUAUUAGUUGAUGUACAAAACUCAUGUGCAUCUUUAGCCUCCCCUGAACAAAGUCUGCAAGAUCUAUAUCACCAUAUGCUGUCUGAAAUAGGACGACACUUAAUAAGUGAGGGGAUUAUCCCAGAUCAGGACAAGUUUUACGUUGCUCAACAGAUAUCCAUGACACCCCCACAAUACCUAGUUCAAAACGGUUUGAAGCAGGUGUUGUGUUCCCUUUAG